AUGUCAGACACAAAGGUCUACCGCGCGAGCACCACCGCUCCCGUCAACAUUGCCGUUGUCAAAUACUGGGGCAAGCGCGAUGCCAAGCUCAACCUCCCCACCAACAGCUCCCUCUCCGUGACGCUCUCGCAAAACGACCUCCGCACCCUCACCACCGCCUCCUGCUCCUCCACCUACUCGGGCGACGACAGCCUCCUCCUCAAUGGCGAGCCCUCUGACAUUUCCGGCGCGCGAACCCAGGCCUGCUUCCGCGAGCUGCGCGCCCGCCGAGCCGCUCUCGAGGCUGCCGACGCCUCUCUGCCCAAGCUGUCGACCUUGCCCCUGAAUAUUGUCUCCGAGAACAACUUUCCCACAGCCGCUGGCCUGGCCUCGUCCGCUGCUGGCUUCGCCGCCCUCGUCCAGGCCAUCGCCAACCUCUACGAGCUCCCCGACUCGCCCGCGGAGCUGUCCAUCAUUGCUCGCCAGGGCUCUGGCUCUGCCUGCCGCAGUCUGUUCGGCGGCUACGUCGCCUGGAGAAUGGGCGACAACAAGGACGGCAGCGACUCCAAGGCUGACCUCGUCGCCCCCGCAUCGCACUGGCCCUCCAUGCGAGCCCUGAUUCUGGUCGUCAGCGCCGCCAAGAAGGGCGUCUCCUCCACCUCCGGCAUGCAGCAGACCGUCGCCACCUCUGGCCUCUUCAAGUCGAGAAUAGAAACCGUCGUGCCCGCCAACAUGGCCCUCAUGGAGGACGCCAUCAAGAACCGCGAUUUCCCCAAGUUCGCCGAGGUCACCAUGCGCGACUCCAACUCGUUCCACUCCACCUGCGCCGACACCUACCCCCCCAUCUUCUACAUGAACGAUGUUUCCAGGGCCGCAAUCCGCGCCGUCGAGGCCAUCAACGCUCAGGCGGGCAAGACCGUCGCCGCCUACACCUUUGAUGCCGGCCCAAAUGCCGUCAUCUACUACCUGGAGGAGGAUGCGGCCACAGUGCUGGGUGCCUUUGCGCCGCUCGUCGCCGCCACGGAGGGCUGGAAGGAGGGAAGCGCCGCAACCGCCACCGUCAAGCUGGACGAGGGCAUUGCAAGCACAAUCAAGGAGGGCGUCAGCAGAGUGAUUAUGACGGGCGUUGGCGAGGGUCCGCAGAAGACGGAGGAGUUUUUGAUUGCUGAGGAUGGCACGCCUGUGAAGCGAUAG
Molecule: messenger RNA, 1173 nt
Organism: Trichoderma atroviride IMI 206040
Lineage: Eukaryota; Fungi; Ascomycota; Sordariomycetes; Hypocreales; Hypocreaceae
Biological process (GO): isoprenoid biosynthetic process; isopentenyl diphosphate biosynthetic process, mevalonate pathway
Cellular component (GO): cytosol
Molecular function (GO): diphosphomevalonate decarboxylase activity; ATP binding
Source: RefSeq, a predicted model, not a curated record